Theobroma umbraticum is the source of this 1674-nucleotide messenger RNA. RefSeq names its product mannose-1-phosphate guanylyltransferase 1. Lineage: Eukaryota; Viridiplantae; Streptophyta; Magnoliopsida; Malvales; Malvaceae. Gene Ontology annotation, molecular function: mannose-1-phosphate guanylyltransferase (GTP) activity; GTP binding. Gene Ontology annotation, biological process: GDP-mannose biosynthetic process. The record is from RefSeq and is a predicted model, not a curated record.
CUCGCUUGUAUAAAUACCGCUCUACUUUCUCUUAAAACAGCGCCCUCUUUUUUUCCUCAGUUGCCAGCUCAGCUCCCGACGGAAAAAAAAAACGGUUACUAAAUAACAAAAAAAAAAGAAAGCCAGCCAAACUCGUCCGAGUCGACUCGUUUCCCCGCCCAUUUUAUAUUUGCGCCUCGAAUCGGGCUCGAGUUUUCAAUUUGAACUCAGUUCGGGUUUGGAUCUGGUAAGGCUUAAAGGUAAAGCAGAAGGUGUAUCACAAUGAAGGCACUUAUUCUUGUUGGAGGAUUUGGAACACGAUUGAGGCCGUUGACCCUUAGUGUUCCUAAGCCGCUUGUUGAAUUUGCUAACAAACCCAUGAUCCUGCAUCAGAUUGAGGCUCUUAAGGCUGUUGGUGUAACUGAAGUUGUUUUGGCUAUUAACUACCAACCUGAGGUAAUGUUGAACUUCUUGAAGGAAUUUGAAGCUAAAGUUGAGAUCAAGAUCUCAUGCUCUCAAGAGACUGAGCCACUCGGCACUGCUGGUCCUCUUGCUUUGGCUAGGGACAAACUCAUUGAUGGUUCUGGUGAGCCAUUUUUUGUGCUUAACAGUGAUGUUAUCAGCGAGUACCCAUUCAAAGAAAUGAUUGAAUUCCACAAAGGCCAUGGAGGAGAAGCUUCCAUAAUGGUAACCAAGGUGGAUGAGCCGUCAAAAUACGGUGUGGUUGUUAUGGAAGAAUCAACAGGGCAAGUCGACAAAUUUGUGGAAAAACCCAAAUUGUUUGUUGGGAACAAAAUUAAUGCUGGAAUUUAUCUGCUGAACCCAUCUGUUCUUGAUAGAAUUGAACUGAGACCCACUUCAAUCGAGAAGGAGGUCUUCCCAAAGAUUGCAGCAGAGAAGAAGCUGUAUGCAAUGGUCCUACCAGGGUUUUGGAUGGACAUUGGUCAGCCAAGGGAUUACAUUACUGGCCUGAGACUUUAUCUAGACUCCCUGCGAAAGAAAGCUUCAACUAAGUUGGCCACUGGUCCACACAUUGUGGGAAAUGUUUUGGUUCAUGAGAGUGCUAAGAUCGGAGAAGGAUGUUUGAUUGGACCCGAUGUGGCAAUCGGUCCAGGAUGCGUGGUCGAGUCUGGAGUCAGACUCUCCCGCUGCACAGUCAUGCGUGGAGUUCGCAUCAAGAAGCACGCCUGCAUAUCCAGCAGCAUCAUCGGAUGGCACUCCACCGUUGGGCAAUGGGCUCGUGUAGAGAACAUGACCAUCCUCGGAGAAGAUGUCCACGUAUGCGAUGAAAUUUACAGCAACGGCGGGGUGGUUCUGCCUCACAAAGAGAUCAAGUCUAGCAUUUUGAAGCCAGAGAUAGUCAUGUGACAAGUUCUGUUCCCUGAUGAGUUAGAAUAUCUUGUAGGGAGUAUUCACUUAAAUUGUCAUGCGUUUGUUCUUUUGUUAUAUUUUUUUUACUUUCCUUCUUUGUCUACCCCUCCCCCUCCAACACAGUUGUAAAAAACUCAGUUUCUCCAAGUCUGAGUGAUGCGUUUUCGACGGUUCAAGGGUCAUUUUCUGUAGCCAACUGCAUUGAGAUGAUCAUUGGUGUGAAAUGUGUAACUUUAGUGUGUAUAUAAAAAUAAAUUAUCACUUGGUUUAUGAACAAUUAAUUUUUUCAAUUGUAUAUUUUAUUUGAGCAUUUUCAAAGAAUAA